Molecule: messenger RNA, 1810 nt
Organism: Platichthys flesus (European flounder)
Lineage: Eukaryota; Metazoa; Chordata; Actinopteri; Pleuronectiformes; Pleuronectidae
Gene: pex11g
Product: peroxisomal biogenesis factor 11 gamma
Exons: 5
Coding region: 115-816 (233 amino acids)
Biological process (GO): peroxisome fission
Cellular component (GO): peroxisomal membrane
Source: RefSeq, a predicted model, not a curated record
UCCUGUUUCAAGUCCAGCGCGGAACCACAAUCCAACCUGUAGUUUGUGUGCAGCUGUAGUUCGUGUACAGAUGUGGAGCAGCAGCUUCUCUCCUCAGAGUCCCUCGGUGCAGACAUGCAGCAGAGUGUGGAGGCGAUGGUCCGCCUGCUGGAGUCCUACAGGGGCAGAGACAGAGUUAUCAGGACAGUCUGUUAUGGCUCCCAGCUUGUUGGAGGAGUUCUCUCCCGUAAGGCUGAGACCGACGUCUCGUUCCAGCGACUCGGGAAAAGUCUGCUUCUGUUUUCUGCUCAGCUGAGUCAGUGCAGGACGGUGCUGAGGCUUUUCGAUGAUCUCUCCAUGCUGGCCUACUCCCACAGCUAUGGGUUCGGAGCUGAGGAGGAGGACUCAGGUGUGCGUUGGAUUUCUGUGCUGAACAAUGUGGCCGAUCAGCUCUAUUACCCCUGUGAACACAUCGCGUGGGCCGGCAACGCUGAGCUGGUGAAAGUGAACUCUGACAAAUGGUGGCUGUUCAGCACGGUGCUGUGGGGAACCUCGCUGCUGCUGGGAAUACUCAGGUCCACUCGACUUCUGCUGCUUUUGAAGAAGAAGCUGAACAGAUGUGGAAGGGACGCAGCUGACAACAGUCAAGCUCAGCUCCACAACCGAAUGCGAGGGGAGGUUCUCUCCAUCCUCAGCAAAAUGGCUGACCUCAGUAACGCCAUUCACUGGAUGCCACCUGGCUUCCUCUGGGCUGGUCGAUUCCCCAGCUGGUUGGUGGGGCUGAUGGGCACCUUCUCCUCUGUGAUUGGUUUGAUUAAUACUAGCACUGGCGACUGACCGGACAUCAUCAUCACCUCACAGUGAGGAAAAGAUUAGAGGCUGAGAUCAGCACUGAGCGAAUGAUGUACAGUGACUGAAAGGAUGUGUAGGAAGAUCAAUGUGAUUAAUCAAUCAAUUUGUUUUGCUCUUAUUUCCAAGCUAACCCCUGUAACAUUGCAAUCACACAAAUUGGACAUUCAUUUAUUACAUGAUUCCUCAUAUGCAGAAUAAAGUAUUAACUUGUAUUUUGUGAAAGUGUACAACUUGGCCAAGAUGAGGAUUUAGAAGUCUUAACGACUCUGUGGUUAAUCGGAUGCAUCUUCUGGGGAAAAUAAUUCUUGCAGUUAUCACAUAUUGCAUCCUAUUAUCACACACUGCUUUAAGGUAGCCACUUCCACCAAAUACAACAACUUUGUCUGGAACUCCUUUGCCUGAGGAGCAGAGGACUCUUAAAGUAUGUUUAACGUUGGAUUUAAUGCAGAUGAGACAUAACGUGACACUGAACCUUCACCUCCUCAGUCAAUCGACUUAAAAUGUCACUGCUGAAGAAGGGGAUAUUAUGGCUGUUUUCAGAUUUUGAGAUGAUUAUAUUGAUGUGAUAAAGGAUAGAUGGAGUGUAUGAGGCAAUUGUUGCCUCAUACACUCCAUAUAUCUGUAUAUGGACUCGUUAUGCCUUUUUAUUAUUGUGAUGACUAGGCUGUCAAGAUUUUUCAGAUGGAAAUUUUUUUGCUGUGACUGUAUUUCUUCAGGGUUUGGGUUUAAAGCUUGUGAUUACAACUAAUUGUCCACAGGUUUUUAAAUUGUAUUAUUGUAUGAAAUUAGCAGCAGAAAUAUCUGAUUUCCAUCGAGGAAUCAAAAUGUGAGACUUUGGACUAAGGGUUUGUCUGCCUUAUACAACAAUGGUGAUCCAUUUUGUGGAAACAGUCAAGUGUAAAUGAAUAAAAUAUAAAAUAAUUGUAGAUCAUGUUUUAAAAUAAUGAAAAUGUUUGAUUAAACUCUUGUAUUUUCUAGA